GAAAUGUACUUUUGGAAACUCUAAAAUCGAGCCCUUUUCUAAAAUUUGACGAAUGCGCCAUAUAUUCCAAUUUCUGUAAAACACAGAGAAAUAACUAAUGCCAAAGAAUCAAACGCGAAGGCAUAACUACAGAGACCUCCGGUUUAACUACAUCCUCGGCUAGAGAGAGAGAGGAGAGAAGAGAGAGAAAUGGCGGUGAGACAGAAAGCAGUGGGAACACUUCCGACGCUGAUGCGAGUUCUUCGAAAGGAGUCCCCAAAGCCCUCAAACCAACCCUUGCCAUCACUCCGACGCGCUUUCUCUCUCUACGAUCAGAUCAAUCUUAUCGAUAACAUCCCCGAUGACCAAUUACGCUUCCAAAGCUAUACCGAUACAGGGUUUACUGUGAAUGGAGUUCAUUAUGAAGGCAGCUUGCUUUGUGUUGGAAACAUGGUAAUGUCUUGGAGUCCGAAGAAAUUUUCAGAAAUCACACCUGAUAGCUUAUCGAUCUUUAAAACAGUGCGGCCUAUACCAGAAAUUUUGAUACUUGGUUGUGGGAGGUACACUGAACAAGUCAAUCCUGAACUCCGACAAUUCAUUCGGUCGAUGGGCAUGAAAUUAGAAGCAGUUGACUCGAGAAACGCUUCAUCAACUUACAACGUACUGAAUGAGGAAGGCAGGAUUGUGGCUGCUGCAAUUAUCCCGUAUGGAGUUUCUUCAUGAAGCCCAGACCCUAUACCCAGAUGGUUUUUGGUUUUUGCCUUUUCCCCAGGAAUGGUCUGCAUUAUAUUCCACCUCUCCUUUCCGUGAUGACACUAGAGGGUAUAUUAGUUCUCUUUUUAAUGAGUAGUGACUGACUUGUAUCCCAUAGUACCAAUUUUUAGUUGUGUGAAAUUAUGGUUUCUGAGGGAAUAAUUUUUGAAUCCAGCAUCUGUCAUAUUCCAAGAACUUUGUACGCUGGACAUCCAUGAAAGCUUGCUAAACGAAAACCUGAAUGCAUCUUUUCAUUUUGCUGGUUAAAA
Messenger RNA from Cornus florida, 1001 nucleotides. RefSeq lists its product as uncharacterized. The record is from RefSeq and is a predicted model, not a curated record. Gene Ontology annotation, cellular component: mitochondrial inner membrane. Lineage: Eukaryota; Viridiplantae; Streptophyta; Magnoliopsida; Cornales; Cornaceae. The coding region runs from base 190 to 702 and encodes 170 amino acids. Gene Ontology annotation, biological process: mitochondrial respiratory chain complex I assembly. The transcript has 5 exons.